AUGAUAAAUUCUAUAUGUUCAGUACCAAAUCAAUCAACAACACAUAAAUUAAUUAUUCAAGAUAUAACUUUUGCAGAUCAAGGUUCAGAUUUUUUGAAUAUAUUUAAGUAUUUAUCUUUUCUUUGUUUUUUAUUAGGUAUUUAUAGCUUAUGUAAUUCUAAUGUUAUUUUUGAAACAUCAUUUAUUCAUGUUUUUCGAAUGCCUAUUGAACCACCAUCACUAUUACAUACAGUUAUAAAAAGUUCUGAUUAUGAAAUAAAUCUUAUUAUUAAAAAUUUAUCUGAUCAAUAUAUAUUGCUUUAUAAAGGUAAUCAAGCAUUACAAGAUUUAACUAAAAUGAUUACAUAUGUUGACAAUGAAAAAAUUCAAUUAAAAUUCAACAAUAUUAAAUUAUAUGGUUAUCGAAUUUAUCAAAUUAAUAUAAAUAAUAAUAAUAAUAAUCAAUGUACAACUGUUUGUUCAUUUAAUUUAACAGAACAACAAAAAGAAAAAUGUUCAAUCGACAUCAAUCAAAAUAUAUUGAAGAAAGAUGAUUUAAUUUUGUUAUGUAUUCAAAAUAAAAAUAUCGUUUUAAAAGAAAUCCAAUUGCUCAAAAAUAUUUCACCAUCAACUGAAACAUAA
Rotaria sp. Silwood2 is the source of this 621-nucleotide messenger RNA. The record is from the annotation of a GenBank genome assembly. Lineage: Eukaryota; Metazoa; Rotifera; Eurotatoria; Philodinida; Philodinidae.